Sphenostylis stenocarpa is the source of this 1116-nucleotide messenger RNA. The record is from the annotation of a GenBank genome assembly. NCBI's taxonomy places the organism in Eukaryota, Viridiplantae, Streptophyta, Magnoliopsida, Fabales, Fabaceae.
AUGGAAGAAGAAGAAGCUCCAAUUCUGCGAUUGGAAAUCCUGCAAGGCCCUCGCCAAGGCGAAACCCUAGAUUUCAAACCAGGAUCCGCUGUUCGAAUCGGACGCGUUGUGAAGGGCAACACCCUCCCCAUCAAGGACCCCGGCAUCUCCUCGAAACACCUCUCCAUUCUCAACGAAUCCGCCAAAUGGAUCCUCCGCGACCUAGACUCUUCAAACGGCACCGCUUUGGACGCCUCCCGGAUUCCCCCGAACACUCCUUUCCCCCUUCACCACGACUCCUCCAUCAAAAUCGGAGAAUUCACCUCCAUCCACGUCAUCUUUCUCCCUCCCCAACAACAGCAACACACUCUCCCACCUCGACGAAACCCCUCGCGCCGCGGUCGAACCGCUCCGGUUCCGGCCUCGGUUCCAGUGGCUCCUUCUGAACCGGCUAGGCCACGCGGCCGCCCUAGAGGUAGAAGAGUGAUGGGUAUGGAUAAGGUUCAGGUUCAGGUUCAGAGUGUUGAUGAAAAGGACGCUAGUGUAGUGAACGUAGAAUAUGAGCGCGUGGAUCCUCCCGCGAGGGUUAAGCGGAAGUCGAACAGAGAACGGAGCGUGGUUAAGGAAUCGAGUGUUGAAAAUUUGAUUCGUGCGGAGGAGAAGGUGGAGGAGCCAAAGAUAACGGGGAAUCCAAAUUUGUUUGAGAUUUCUGAUUCUAAUGAUGAGAAUUUAGAUGCUUCGGUGGUGAAGGAGCCGAAGAACGCGCGCGGGAUACGGCAUAGGAAGAACACGCGUGGGGUAACUGCGAAUAUUGAGAAUGUUGAGAAAAAGACAAAGAGGGGUGUUGCUGGAAAGAGGGAAUUGGAUAAAGAGGGUGAAGAUAGGAAUGGUGUGAAAGAGGCUUGUGAUGGGAAAGAAAAGGGGAAUUUGAAUGAAGAUGAUGGGAAUUGGCUUGAUUUGAAUAAGAUGACGCUUGGUGAGUGGUUUGAUUUUUUGGAAUUUCACUUGCCCAAACAGAUAAUAGAUGAAACUGAAGAGAUGAUUGGUUCAAUGACUCAAAAGGCUGAGAGACUCCGCGAGUACAUCGCAGUGAUGCAACAACAUAAUGUCAAGGGUAAAAUGCCAAUUGAGAAAUAG